AUGGCAUCUCGCAGCGUCGCCAAGGUGCUCCCCCGGUUUCUGCUGCCUCGGCUGAGUUGGGGCCUGCCGCUGCCUCCCGGACCGGCGCGAUCUUUGGCAGCGGCGGCCUUGACGAGAGCUCCAUUGAUUGCGCCUUACAAUGGCCGCCCGACGACGACGAGGCCGUGUUUCGUGUCUACUGGCGGCCCCGUGCUCAAUCGAGCCUUCCACGCGACCGCGUCGCCAUUACGCGACCACCAUUUCGACACGCUCAAGUUUGUGCGGAGGUUGCAGAGCGAAGGCUUCACCGAGGAGCAAUCCGCCGCCAUGAUGAAGGUGCUUAACGAUGUCAUUGAGGAAAGCAUCCAAAACUUGACGCGCACCAUGGUCCUCCGCGAAGACGCGGCCAAGGCCACCUACACGCAAAAGGUCGACUUUGCCAAGCUGCGCUCCGAGCUCCUCUCGGCCGACAGCACCGAGUCAAACACGACGCGCAGCGCGCAUGAGCGGUUGACCAACGACAUUGCCAAGCUGAGCAGCCGGCUGCGCGACGAGAUUGGGCGGACGCAGGCCAGCGUGCGGUUGGAUCUGAACCUCGAAAAGGGCCGCAUCCGCGAGGAGGCCGUCGGGCAGGAGCUCAAGAUCAAGGAGACGGAGACGAAGAUUGAGCAGGAGGUGGCGGCGCUGCGCGAGAAGCUGGAGCAGGUCAAGUUCCAGACGCUGCAGUGGCUCAUGGGCGUCUGCACGGGCUUUGCCGCGCUGUUGCUGGGCGCCUGGAGACUGCUCAUGUGA
Hirsutella rhossiliensis is the source of this 771-nucleotide messenger RNA. RefSeq lists its product as uncharacterized. Gene Ontology annotation, cellular component: mitochondrion. Lineage: Eukaryota; Fungi; Ascomycota; Sordariomycetes; Hypocreales; Ophiocordycipitaceae. The record is from RefSeq and is a predicted model, not a curated record. The transcript is spliced from 2 exons. Bases 1 to 771 code for a protein of 256 amino acids.